AUGGCUCUGGCUGCUCCUUCCCCAGAUCUUGCUACUCGCCAGGCAUCCUCCGGCAGCAUCAACACACUCUUUCAGUCUCUCGGCAAGACCUACUUUGGCACCAUCACUGACCCCUAUCUGCUGGGGAACGCUCAAGAUACCAACGUGAUCAAGGCCGAUUUUGGCGCUCUCACUCCCGAGAACAGCAUGAAGUGGGAUUCAAUCGAGCCGUCGCGUAACAACUUUCAAUUCGGCAGCGCUGACUCCGUCGUCAACUUCGCCUUGUCCAAUGGCAAGAAGAUGCGUGGUCAUACACUGCUUUGGCAUAACCAAUUGCCUAGCUGGGUCAGCAGCAUUCGUGACCGCGAUACCUUGACGUCGGUUCUACAGAACCAUGUCACCACAGUUGUUUCUCACUUCAAGGGGAAGAUCUAUGCUUGGGAUGUGGUCAACGAAAUACUCAACGAAGACGGCAGCGUUCGUUCCUCCGUCUGGAGUCAGGUUCUUGGUGACGACUUUGUCAGUAUUGCGUUCAAGGCUGCGAGGGCGGCAGACCCAAAUGCGAAGCUGUACAUCAACGACUACAAUCUUGAUUCGGCAAGCUAUCCAAAGUUGAAGGGCAUGGUCAGCAAAGUCAAUCAAUGGGUGUCUGAAGGUGUCCCCAUCGACGGCAUCGGCACGCAGACGCACCUCAACACUGGCCGAGGAGGCAGCGUGCCGGGUGCACUCAAUGCGCUGGCCGCAGCGAAUGUCAAGGAGAUUGCUAUCACGGAACUCGACAUCGCUGGCGCGUCGGCUGAUGACUAUGUCUCCGUUGUACAGGGAUGUGUCAGUCAACCGAAGUGCAUCGGCAUCACCCUCUGGGGCACAUCGGAUGCUCAUACCUGGCGAUCCGGCGAGAAUCCAACGCUCUUCGACAGUAGCUACCGUCCAAAGGCAGCAUAUGAUGCCAUCAUUGCCAAAUUGAAGUCUGACGGAGGUUCAUCCGCUGGCACGUCCUCUAGUGCAGCUAUCAGCAGUGUCGCCACGACGUCGACCUUGCGAACGACAACAGCGACCAUAUCCGUGUCCUCGACUCGUGUCGUCAAGCCUAUCAGCGUCAGUAGUGCUGGCACGGGCCUCAUUGCUACUCCAAGCUCACCGACUUUCACCUCAACGGAAACAGCAGCGACUGUGUCGGCGACUACAGCGGUCAAAACGUCACCAACUAGCACCACAUCGCCUGAUACCUCGCCCAGCGGCAUCAGCUUUACCGCGAUGUACUCUGGAGCGCUCGGACCGCCAACCAAAUUCGUGUGCUAUGCCGAGCUGUGA
Molecule: messenger RNA, 1293 nt
Organism: Cyphellophora attinorum
Lineage: Eukaryota; Fungi; Ascomycota; Eurotiomycetes; Chaetothyriales; Cyphellophoraceae
Product: Endo-1,4-beta-xylanase C
Exons: 2
Coding region: 1-1293 (430 amino acids)
Biological process (GO): carbohydrate metabolic process
Molecular function (GO): hydrolase activity, hydrolyzing O-glycosyl compounds
Source: RefSeq, a predicted model, not a curated record